AUGCUAUAUAUGCAUUCUUUGACCAACGACACUUUUAGAUUUAAUACUUCGCGCAUUAUCACAUCUGGGAUACUCCAUACAGAGCAGAUGCGUACACAUAGGAUUCAACAUCACCGCCACCGCCCUACCCUCACCGGCCACCAGCUGGCCAAGUCAAAAUGCAAAGACAAAGAAGGAAACCAAGGCACGAUCAAAGGAGAUGCAAACCACGUAUCGAUAUAUGGUAGGAUAUGGUACGGAAUAUAUAUACCAUGCUAUGGCAUGGACACCAGCCAGAGGCAGGCAGAUGUAAGAAAUAGCCAGCGUAGAUAUAGCGGCAAGCAAGCAGGACAAUUGAAAUAG
Molecule: messenger RNA, 342 nt
Organism: Trichophyton rubrum CBS 118892
Lineage: Eukaryota; Fungi; Ascomycota; Eurotiomycetes; Onygenales; Arthrodermataceae
Exons: 1
Coding region: 1-342 (113 amino acids)
Source: RefSeq, a predicted model, not a curated record